AUGGCGCCCCCGUCCCCUGUUCCCUCCCCGUCGUUCUUCAACCCUCUCCGCGCAUUCCUUGCGCCGUUUUACCGCCUGUCGUCUGCGCGUCUGCACGCGAAGCUGACGCGGAGCAACAUCGCGGAGCAGUUGCGCGAGUACCAGCGCAGGCGCCAGCACGACUGGGCUUCCGCCGCCUUCUAUGCCGCCACCGCGCCCUCCCCGCCCGCCUCCGCCGCUGCGCGCAGGAGAAGAUGCGCGCUGGCGGUGUUACUGGUGGUGCUCGUGUUCGCGCUCUGCUCGUCCGCAUACCUCUCCGUGCAGGUGUGGCGCGGAAUGCGAUACGGAUGGGCGCCUCGCAGUGCUGACAUCACGAGGGAAGCGGUGUAUGAACGAACCACGCGGGAGGAUAGAGGGGGGCGAACUGCAGAAGGAGAGACUUUAAGCGGAAGUGGGGAGGCGGGUGAGAGAGGAAGGGAAGGACCGAUGGAAGGAGAGGGGAAAGGAGGGGAGCGUGGUGACAGAGCUGACUGGGAUGGGGAGGAUGAGAAGGGACGUUUGAAGGCAGGUCCGGCGACUGUAGGAGAUGGGAGGAUGCUUGUGCUCUUGCAGCCUGCUCUGCUGCUCGUGGCAGUGGCGGGUGUGCUGAGCGUUGCGGCAUGCUCCCGGCAACGGUGGCGCAAGGGCAGGCGGAGGAGGAGUGGCAGCAGUAGCAGGCUGUUGCCGUCAUGA
Closterium sp. Naga37s-1 is the source of this 711-nucleotide messenger RNA. Lineage: Eukaryota; Viridiplantae; Streptophyta; Zygnematophyceae; Desmidiales; Closteriaceae. The record is from the annotation of a GenBank genome assembly.